GGGACACAGGGAAGCAUGCUUACAAUGGAUACAUGUUUACACACGGACGCAUAUUUUGCACAGGACAUAUGCACAGGAUGCAUGUUUUGCACACGGACACACACGUUUACAUAGGACAAGUGCACAGGACACGUUUUGCACCGGAGGUAUUCUGUGCACGGGACGCACGGUUUGCAGAUGCAAGCACACACACUCCUCAGCGCGACGGGCGAAGCGGGGUGGCAGCGACAGCGGAGUCCGGACCCAGGGACAGCGCCUCCGGGAACCUCGCCAAGGCGGCGGGAACUACAACUCCCGGCUCGGUCGCCUCGGGACGACGCGCGCGGCCCAGCGCAGACGGGCCCCGCCCAGCGGCCCCGCGCGGCCCGGCCCAGGUCCCGGCGCCCAGAGUCGCCGCGCGGCCGCCGGUGAGCCGCAUGGAGCCCCGGGCGGCGGACGGCUGCUUCCUGGGCGACGUGGGUUUCUGGGUGGAGCGGACCCCUGUGCAUGAGGCAGCCCAGCGGGGUGAGAGCCUGCAGCUGCAACAGCUGAUCGAGAGCGGCGCCUGCGUGAACCAGGUCACCGUGGACUCCAUCACGCCCCUGCACGCGGCCAGUCUGCAGGGCCAGGCACGGUGCGUGCAGCUGCUGCUGGCGGCUGGGGCCCAGGUGGAUGCUCGCAACAUCGACGGCAGCACCCCACUCUGCGAUGCCUGCGCCUCGGGCAGCAUCGAGUGUGUGAAGCUCUUGCUGUCCUACGGGGCCAAGGUCAACCCUCCCCUGUACACAGCAUCCCCCCUGCACGAGGCCUGCAUGAGCGGGAGUUCCGAAUGUGUGAGGCUUCUUAUUGACGUCGGGGCCAAUCUGGAAGCGCACGAUUGCCAUUUUGGGACCCCUCUGCACGUUGCCUGUGCCCGGGAGCAUCUGGACUGUGUCAAAGUGCUGCUCAAUGCAGGGGCCAACGUGAAUGCGGCAAAGCUUCAUGAGACGGCCCUUCACCACGCGGCCAAGGUCAAGAAUGUUGACCUCAUCGAGAUGCUUAUCGAGUUUGGCGGCAACAUCUACGCCCGGGACAACCGCGGGAAGAAGCCGUCUGACUACACGUGGAGCAGCAGCGCUCCCGCCAAGUGCUUCGAGUACUACGAAAGUGAGGCACCCCACCGAGCGCACCCCAUCCCCUCCAGCCUUCAGCCUGGACCCCUGACGUGCCGGCUCCCUGCGGGCUUCUGCGGAGAACUAGGCUAGACACCUCUGACUCUGUCACAGCUCUGCAGGGUGAGCUUGAGGAAGGCCACUGGCGUCCGAGGGCUGGAGAAGAUUGCCAAGUUAAACAUCCCGCCCCGGCUCAUUGAUUACCUCUCCUACAACUGAAUUGCAGGUGGGGUCUGGACCAUGACUGCCCCCGUUGUGCCCAGCAUUGCCCGGGUGAGGGCUCUGCCUGUUCCUCUGAAGCAGCGUGAUUGCUGUAGAUAGAACAACGCUCCUUCGAGUCCCUUCCUGCGAUCCUGUUUAGGCUUCUCUCCUGGAUCCUGGAUAAUGUUUCCAGGGUGUUAGGAAGGCCUGCGUCUCAGGUCACAAUUGUGGGUGUGGCCCUGCACUGUUCUACAGAACCUACCCUCUCAAUGGGCAUGGGCCCAACCAUCCAGUUUUCCUCUUUUACGGACCAUCCUCAAAGGCACUCUCAGGACAGAUGCGUGGGGAGCACAGAGGAGGCUGGCAGAGCUGGGGACUCAGGGCAUUGUUGCUGAUUCCCACUCGCCGGGGCAGCCUGCCGCAGAUGCACAGGCCCCAGGUGCAGGCCACCACCUCCGGGUCGGCACCAGGACUGCCCUCGGUGCUCAUAGGGAAUGGCUGGGCCCACGGAAGUUCGGCCUGGGAUGUGGCCUGGGACUGCUGCUCUGCUGGCUGCUGUGUGGAUGCUUUUCCUGGAGCACUUUCCAAGGCAUCCCCCAGCCCCAAGCCUGCGCGCAUCCGUCACUCAGGGGCUUUCUAUGGGUCUUUGUGGGGGAAGGCCCUGGCUUUGUAUUCCCCACAAGUAACACUGAGUUUCUUAGGAAAUUUGUCUUCAGUAUUAGGUCUCCAACUCUUGUAAAAAGUUUAUAUGUAGGAUAAAAACCUUUUAGAGGACACGUAGGUGGUACCACUAAGGUUUUGGUAAUGAGCCAUUCAAACCGACAGCAGUGUGAAGGUGUGUCAAGGUGUAUAUUCUCAUGGCUCGGCAUUCUCAGUGCAAAGGCCUGUUUGGAGACUCUGUGGGAAUUGUUUUUCAUCUGUUUCUGUGGUUGUCAAAUGAAUUCUUCACCCACCCUACAGUUUGCUAACUCCUUGAAGCUAUCAAAUUAGUAAGAGAGGCUGCCCGCACCCAGGGGGCACCAUCGCCCACUUAUUAUUUAGUUUUGCAGAUACUCAUGGACCAUCUAUCACAUCCAGCAUUGUCCCAGUGCUUUGAGUUGGACGGGAAUGGGACUCUGCAGCCAAGGCAGAAUAAGAAAAUCUUGCAAUCCCGUCCUGCAGUGAUAGAAACAGGUCGUUCUGCAUUAUAAGCCAUAGGUGGAGCAUUCGGUAGCGUAUUCAGACUGCACGGGCCGGCCUAGGAGUCUUUGUCUUCAUAAAUUUUAAGAACCCCGCCCACAACAGGGAGUUAAACUGGAGGACUUUGCAUGAUUAGUUCAGGGAUGAGUGGUUUCUGGGGCAUCUGAGGUCAGGAGUUCGAAACCAGCCUGGCCAACUUGAUGAAACCCCAUCUCUACCCGUUCUGGAGAACAGGUCACGCCUGUCCUGGAGACAGUGUGCCCGGAAAAGGGAACGUAGUACUCACUGGAUGCACCCAGGCCGGCCCGAGCCUCCCACCGCAGACAGUGUGGAACAGAGUGAGCCUGAGCUGCCCAAGGCGAUGCCCUUCGUGCUGUAUGACUGGAGGCCUCUCCGCGUGGGUACUUGGGGGUGGGGCCACAAAUCUGGCGAAAAACUUCAUGCUGGCCGCCGUGAGGUUUUUCUCCAGCGUUCCCGCCAUUGUCAUGGCGGGUCUUCAUCCUAAACUGAGAAGAAAAACAUUCCUGUUUGAUCACCGCCUUAGUUACCAGUUCUGGAUCAGUCAGUGUUUCUGCAUGGAAUAACAACCAUUAAAAAAAGCACUGGGUUCUGCCCUUUCAUCUUUGUAAGAGAUUCUUGCCUCUAGCAAUGACAUCCUGUGAUGUCUCACAGUAGAGCACUUAGCGCAGAAUCAGGUCCCCACGGCUGUUGCUCAAUAAAAGUGGCGGAAUAAAGUGCA
Pan troglodytes (chimpanzee) is the source of this 3249-nucleotide messenger RNA. RefSeq names its product ankyrin repeat and SOCS box containing 13 (gene ASB13). The coding region runs from base 33 to 1223 and encodes 396 amino acids. The transcript has 6 exons. The record is from RefSeq and is a predicted model, not a curated record. Gene Ontology annotation, molecular function: protein binding. NCBI's taxonomy places the organism in Eukaryota, Metazoa, Chordata, Mammalia, Primates, Hominidae. Gene Ontology annotation, biological process: positive regulation of protein catabolic process; protein ubiquitination; intracellular signal transduction.